Molecule: messenger RNA, 2181 nt
Organism: Zychaea mexicana
Lineage: Eukaryota; Fungi; Mucoromycota; Mucoromycetes; Mucorales; Lichtheimiaceae
Product: succinate dehydrogenase flavoprotein subunit 1
Exons: 6
Coding region: 71-2026 (651 amino acids)
Biological process (GO): mitochondrial electron transport, succinate to ubiquinone; tricarboxylic acid cycle
Molecular function (GO): electron transfer activity; flavin adenine dinucleotide binding; succinate dehydrogenase (quinone) activity
Source: RefSeq, a predicted model, not a curated record
CACAUUUUUGCUUAUUAAAACACUACUCCCCACUCUUUUUUUUGCUUCAUAGCAACACCAUUUUCACCCCAUGUUUCGUCUGUCGCCUAGCAACAUGACUCGCCUAGCAACGCUAUCCAGAGAUGUACACCCCUUUGUGACACGGAGUACGCGCACUUUUCAUUCAUCCAAAAUGAGAAAACAAGUCAUCUCGAACCAGCCAUUGCGUGCAAUCACAGCAUCUGGCUCUAUUUCUAGCAAGUAUCCAGUGAUUGAUCAUGUCUAUGACGCAGUAGUGGUUGGUGCAGGCGGCGCAGGUAUGCGUGCUGCAUUCGGUUUGGCAGAGGCAGGAUUGAACACGGCCUGCAUUACAAAGCUCUUUCCCACACGCUCACACACAGUAGCAGCUCAGGGUGGUAUCAACGCUGCUUUGGGCAACAUGACUGAAGAUGACUGGCGGUGGCACAUGUAUGAUACCGUGAAAGGAUCAGAUUGGCUUGGAGAUCAAGACGCGAUCCAUUAUAUGUGUCGUGAAGCGCCUCGUGCUGUAAGAGAACUGGAGAAUUACGGAAUGCCAUUCUCACGAAACGCUGAGGGUAAAAUUUAUCAGCGAGCAUUGGGUGGUCAAAGCUUAAAAUAUGGCAAAGGUGGUCAGGCUUAUCGUUGUGCAGCCGUAGCUGAUCGUACCGGCCACGCCUUGCUUCACACCUUGUAUGGCGAGUCACUUCGUCAUCAAACCAAUUACUUUAUUGAAUACUUUGCACUCGAUCUCAUCAUGGAGGAUGGCGAAUGCAAAGGUGUGAUUGCGCUCAACAUGGAAGAUGGUACCUUGCAUCGCUUCCGAUCGCACAAGACGGUGCUUGCUACAGGUGGUUACGGCCGAUCCUAUUUUUCGUGUACCUCGGCACACACGUGCACGGGCGACGGUAACGCCAUGGCAGCGCGGGCUGGCCUCCCACUCCAGGAUCUCGAAUUUGUCCAGUUCCACCCUACCGGUAUCUACGGCGCCGGCUGUUUGAUCACCGAAGGGUGUCGUGGCGAGGGCGGUAUACUGAUCAACUCGGCGGGUGAGCGAUUCAUGGAACGCUACGCCCCCACUGCCAAGGAUCUGGCUUCCCGCGAUGUGGUAUCCCGCGCCAUGAGUAUGGAAGUCAGAGAAGGCCGCGGCGUGGGUCCCGAAAAAGACCACGUCUAUUUGCAACUGCACCAUUUGCCGGAAGAGUUGAUCCGUGAGCGUUUGCCGGGUAUCUGCGAGACGGCUUCUAUUUUCUGUGGUGUGGAUGUCAUUCGCGAGCCGAUUCCUGUCAUCCCAACAGUGCAUUACAACAUGGGUGGUAUUCCAACAAAAUUCACGGGUGAGGUCUUGUCCAUUGACGAGAACGGCGAGGAUAAGGUGGUCCCCGGUCUGUACGCCGCGGGUGAAGCAGCUUGUGUUUCAGUCCAUGGCGCAAAUCGUCUGGGCGCCAACUCGCUCUUGGACAUUGUUGUCUUUGGUCGUGCCGUAGCACAUCACAUUGCCGAGAAUCUGUCUCCUGGCGAGCCGCUCAAGCCAUUCGCACCCGAUGCAGGUCUUGCGUCGAUCGAAAAUUUGGACAACGUGCGCACGGCCACAGGCCAAAACAAGACUGCAGAUAUCCGAUUGGAGAUGCAAAAGGUGAUGCAGUCCGACGCGGCUGUUUUCCGAACGCAAAAGUCUUUGGAUGAAGGUUGCGGCAAGAUUGAUAACGUGUGGAAGGCGCUUCAGGAUGUGGGACUGUCGGAUAGAGGCAUGAUCUGGAACACAGAUCUUACAGAGACGUUGGAAUUGCAGAACGCUUUGACGUGUGCUGCUCAGACGAUGUACGCUGCUGCGGCUCGUAAAGAAUCGCGUGGUGCUCACGCUCGAGAGGAUUACACCGAGCGUGAUGAUGAGAACUGGAUGAAACACACAUUGUCGUGGCAGGACCAAGAAACGGGCCAAGUUACUCUCAAAUACAGAGCCGUCACGGACACGACUUUGGAUGAAGAAGAGUGUAAACCAGUCCCACCCGUAGCUAGAGUUUAUUAAACACUAUUACCAUACUUGUAAAUAUACACGCAUUAGACUUACUAUAUACCAAGUGUAGAGAACGGCAAAUAGAUUGGCUCUUUGUCACAAAAAUAAGGAGGGGUACCACCCUAUCCAAACGGGAUUUUGCAUUUAAUCUCAAUAAGUAAUCGCCC